This is a messenger RNA of Trichoderma asperellum CBS 433.97, 1902 nucleotides long. RefSeq lists its product as uncharacterized. The record is from RefSeq and is a predicted model, not a curated record. Gene Ontology annotation, cellular component: mitochondrion. NCBI's taxonomy places the organism in Eukaryota, Fungi, Ascomycota, Sordariomycetes, Hypocreales, Hypocreaceae. Gene Ontology annotation, molecular function: AMPylase activity. Gene Ontology annotation, biological process: protein adenylylation.
AUGGCCUCAGGGAAGCCAUUUGAAGGUGUCUCGUUGGCUGAGCUGCCCAAAUCAUGGAAUUUCACAGCUUCACUGCCUCCGGAUCCAGUUUUCCCAACUCCAGCAGACUCACACAAAACCCCUCGAGAUGAAAUCACGCCUCGACAGGUCCGCGAUGCUCUCUUUACAUGGGUGCGACCAAGCGAACAGAAAGAUCCCGAGCUGCUAGGCGUGAGCUCUGCAGCAUUGAAAGAUCUUGGCAUCAAGUCAGGGGAAGAGAAGACUGAAGAUUUCCGGCAGUUUGUAGCCGGUAACAAGCUAUAUGGCUGGGAUGAGACAAAGCUAGAGGGCGGAUACCCUUGGGCGCAGUGCUACGGAGGCUUUCAGUUUGGCCAGUGGGCAGGACAGCUUGGAGACGGAAGGGCUAUUUCUCUUUUUGAGACGACUAAUCCGGUGUCCAAUGUACGAUAUGAGCUGCAGCUUAAAGGCGCUGGCUUAACGCCGUACUCUCGAUUCGCAGAUGGAAAGGCUGUGCUUCGGUCUAGCAUACGAGAGUUUGUCGUUUCCGAAGCACUCAACGCACUCAGGAUACCCACCACCAGAGCCCUAUCUCUUACUUUACUCCCCCACUCUAAAGUGUUGAGGGAGGCUAUGGAGCCAGGAGCAAUUGUACUCCGGUUCGCUCAGUCAUGGCUGCGACUGGGAACUUUUGAUCUUCUACGGGCAAGGGGAGACCGCGAUCUCAUUAGGAAGCUUGCAACAUAUAUUGCAGAAGAUGUUUUUGGCGGAUGGGAAAAGCUUCCAGGCCGGCUGGAGUCUCCUGAAGAACCUACUACAUCGCCAUCCCCAAAGCGUGGAGUACCGGCUUCUGAAGUCGAGGGACCAAGCGACGCAGCAGAGAAUAGAUUUCAGCGGCUAUACCGUGAGAUUAUCAGGCGCAACGCAGUGACUGUAGCUCACUGGCAAGCAUACGGAUUCAUGAAUGGUGUUUUGAACACAGAUAAUACAUCAGUUUACGGCCUAUCGAUGGACUACGGGCCUUUUGCAUUUAUGGAUACCUUUGAUCCAGCAUAUACCCCAAACCACGAUGACUACACGCUGCGGUAUAAUUAUAAAAACCAGCCGACCAUUAUUUGGUGGAACCUGGUGAGGCUCGGCGAGACUCUUGGAGAACUUAUUGGCAUUGGGUCUCAAGUUGACGAUGAGACCUUUAUCAUCAAAGGUAUCAAGCAAGAGCAAGAGAAGGAACUGGUGGAGAGAGCAGAAAACUUAAUCACACAAGCUGGAGAGGAGUACAAAGCCGUAUUUCUGAACGAAUACAAGCGGCUCAUGACAGCGAGACUUGGCUUGCGCCACUUCAAAGAGACGGAUUUCGAUGAGCUUUUUAGCGAAGGGCUUGAUACUAUGGAAGCUUUGGAGCUGGAUUUCAAUCACUUUUUCCGCCGCUUAAGUUCCAUUAGAUUGGCAGAUGUUACUACUCAAGAGGGUCGAAAAGAAAAGGCCGCCAUCUUCUUCCACAAAGAGGGCCCCCCCGAAGUGGUCGGAGAAGAGACUGCGAAAGAGAAGAUUGCCGAAUGGCUUGAAAAGUGGCGCGUGCGCGUCUUGGAGGAUUGGGGAGAAGAGUCUUCUGAUGUUUUAUCUGAAGAUAAGGAUGCUGAGAGAAGACAAGCUAUGAAGCAAGUCAACCCCAACUUCGUUCCUCGAGGCUGGAUCUUAGACGAGGUUAUACGGCGUGUUGAGAAAGAGGGCGAUCGGCAGGUCUUGGAUCGCAUCACUUAUAUGGCACUGCAUCCAUUUGAAGAUUCAUGGGAUGGAGCUGUAAUAGACGGCGUUGAGUACAAAGGCGACCCAGAGGAAGAACAAAGGUGGGUGGGCGAUGUUCCUCGGUUGGGGCGAUCACUACAAUGCAGCUGUAGUUCAUAG